ACACGCCUCAAAAUAACCUACCUAUGAUAUGGAACCUUCGCAAGCUUCAUCGAGUCAAUUCCGCGUUUUUGUCAUUUUCAUGGCGUAGUCAAUUGCUUCAUUUCCUUGAUCUCAUGCUCUCGCCCACAAGAUAUGAUUUAGAAUUCCUCCUAUCUAAGACCUAUCUCUGAUCCAUCUCCGGUAGCAAGCACAGCCAUGGCCAACUCUUUCUUCCAUGAAUUCAAGCGGCAGACCUCUCGCUUCCUCAGAUCGAACAUCAAGACAGCAAGAUUAGUCUUCACCGAUGUCACUCUGGCAGAGCUGCUGGCCGAGGAAGCAACAAGAACCAAGCCAUGGCCGCCGCGGGACACGAGGGCGCUGCGUGUCAUUUCACGGGCUGCUUUCGAGGUCGAUGAUUUCUGGAGGGUUGCGGAGGUUCUGCACAAGAGGUUCAAGAGAUUUGAUAGGAAGCGAUGGAGGAAAGCAUACAAGGCUAUGAUACUUCUCGAACAUCUGCUGACUCAUGGGCCACUGAGCUUUGCGGACGAGUUGCAGAGCGAUAAGGAAGUCAUACAGCGGAUGUGCAACUUCCAGUACGUCGAUGAAAGGGGGCACAAUUGGGGAUUGACUGUGAAGAGGAAAGCAGAGAGGGUACUGAAGCUGCUAGAGAAAGGACCGUUCCUGGAAGAAGAGCGCGAUCGGCUUCGGAAGGCAACUCGGGGAAUCGAAGGUUUUGAUAGCUUCAAUUUCAGUUGGCCACUCACCAUUACUGUUGAAGAGGCCACACAAAACCACAGGAGAAGUAUUCACAGACAACAAGAUGAUGCUGGAACAGAGGAGAGGCCCUCAAAAGAAGAUUCAGAUGACAGGCUAUUGCAGAUUGAGAAUGGUGGAUGCAGUGUCGGCAUGAAGGUCCAUCCAGCCGAGGAAUUAAUACCUCUUUUGUCCUGCGAAGAAGGGAGAAUGAUCCAAGUGUUGAGUCACCAAUUGUUUUGAGUACAAGAGAGAGCGGCAGUAAAGUUUGUGUGCCUCAACCCCUUUCCAGCCUUUGGGAGAGUCUGCAUUGAUGUCACUACCUUGUGAAUUGCAAUGCACUGUUCAAAUAUGUAUAGUUAGUAAUGAAUCCUUAGGUCACCAUUGGACUUGUGUACAGGGGAGAGAGAGAGAGAACCAUGUGACAUUUCUCCAGCAAGAAGAAGAGGAGGACAGCUUAAAUUCUGUCUGCUUGCCAUUAUUUUGAGGAUAUAUAAGUUAGACUUCAUCA
This is a messenger RNA of Musa acuminata AAA Group (dessert banana), 1243 nucleotides long. RefSeq names its product ENTH domain-containing protein C794.11c. Lineage: Eukaryota; Viridiplantae; Streptophyta; Magnoliopsida; Zingiberales; Musaceae. The record is from RefSeq and is a predicted model, not a curated record. The transcript is spliced from 4 exons. Bases 196 to 975 code for a protein of 259 amino acids. Gene Ontology annotation, molecular function: phospholipid binding; clathrin binding. Gene Ontology annotation, cellular component: plasma membrane; clathrin vesicle coat; endosome. Gene Ontology annotation, biological process: endocytosis.